Molecule: messenger RNA, 474 nt
Organism: Kickxella alabastrina
Lineage: Eukaryota; Fungi; Kickxellomycota; Kickxellomycetes; Kickxellales; Kickxellaceae
Product: transcription factor BTF3-like protein 4-like protein
Exons: 1
Coding region: 1-474 (157 amino acids)
Cellular component (GO): nascent polypeptide-associated complex; cytosol
Source: RefSeq, a predicted model, not a curated record
AUGAACCCCGAAAAGCUCGCUAAGCUCCAGGCCCAGGUCCGCACUGGCGGCAAGGGAACCCCCCGCCGCAAGAUUGUGAGCACUGGCAGCAAGUCCAUCAAGGAGGAUCCUAAGCUUGCCUCCACCCUGAAGCAGCUGGAUGUCCAGCCCAUCCCCGAGGUUGAGACCAUCAACAUGUUCAAGGACGACGGCAAGGUCAUCGGCUUCUCUGCCCCCCGCCUGAGCGCCAACAUCCAUGCCAACACCUUUGUCAUUACCGGCAAGCCCCAGGAGAAGACCCCCGAGCAGGCUCUCACCGAGAUGAUCUCGCGCAUUGGUUCCUUCGGCCCCGAGUCGCUUUCCCAGCUCGCCAAGAUGACCGAGGGCCUCCAGGUUGGCUCCAACGCCGCCGACAUUGACGACGAUAUCCCCGAUCUUGUUGCCUCGGCCGACGACGCCACCGAGAGCAAGACCGAUCUCGAUGCCGCCGACUAA